Cantharellus anzutake is the source of this 1107-nucleotide messenger RNA. RefSeq lists its product as uncharacterized. The transcript has 6 exons. NCBI's taxonomy places the organism in Eukaryota, Fungi, Basidiomycota, Agaricomycetes, Cantharellales, Hydnaceae. The record is from RefSeq and is a predicted model, not a curated record. Bases 31 to 1107 code for a protein of 358 amino acids.
CCUCAGUCCGUUAGUGCACCUGUGGUUCAGAUGACCAUAUCCCGCUCCAAAACUGGUCAAGACAGUUCCACUUCUGCGGAACAAAUGAGUAUGACACAGGCAGCAGCAAACACAGUCUCUACACCGACCCAUUCCAAAGUAGCCCAUUCUACAAUGACCAAUUCCAUUGUCAGCAAGGGCAAGGACAGUUCUGAACGCCCAUUUACACCAUCACUUGCCUUCAAACUACCUGAUCCAAACACCAUUAUGCCCAUGCCACCCAUGCCCCUAACUCCCAAGAAACAGAAGCAAAGUUCAGCUACUGUUUCGUCCAGCUAUUGGGAGAAGGUCGAGCAUGGAUCCAUUGACACUCACAUGCCAACCGUUGGGUCAAUUUCCCAGUCCCUGUCACCCCUACACGAUGAGGAAAUUUGUAUCCGGGGGGGGUACCCCUUCCCUGAUGGUUUGGGAGAUCACUUGAUCCCUUCCUCCAACACACGAUCACCAUUAACUUGCCAAAACCUGGAAGCCCUGCAGCAGGGAGGAAUGAAUUUGGACUCACCUAUUCCAAGUGUAACACCAUCUUCAAACCGCUUGACAGCCCAAUCAGUUAGCGUGCCUAGUUCAUCGUGCCAUGCUGUCAAGCCUUACGAACUUCCUGAUAAUGAUCAAGAGCUUAGUGAAACAGACAUAAGCCUCAUCAUUCUUUUGGCUCAAGCCAAAGAGUUCAAUGAAGCCGGCUUCUACAACACAUUGUUCUGUUCACGUUUGGCAGGUCGCUCGAAGAUGUCAAUGCCACUAACAGCACAAGUGGACAAGCGGAGGGAGAGGGAUCUAGUGAAGCAGGCAUUUAAUGCCCAAGUCAUUCAGCUGAAGGCAGAUUUUGAAAGCCGCAUCUCUGCUAUUGCGCUAGAGUUCUCAGGCCAUGGAUGCCACUAUUCCAAGCAUCAAAUUCGCAGCCAGAUAAUCUAUAACCUAUCAAAACCAAAGAAGACUCGUAAGCCAAUGCUUCGCAAUGCAUGGGCCCAUGCUGAGGCUGAGGCCCAACGUUUGAAAGACUACAUGCUUAUGAAUGCUCUAUCUAGAGGGCACAUUGCCAGCCUUGCCCUACAAGGAGGAGUACCUUGA